UUAGUAAUAGACAAUUAUCAUUUAAACAGUAGAAUUUUUCAAUUGAGUUUAGCCAAAGAAGCUAAAAGUUCUAUUAUAAAAACAGUAACAAAAUUGGUUACGAGUCCGCGUACGAGUCCGCGUGGAAGCAAAUCACCAUUCAGCAAAUCAAAAUCUUUUGACAAAACUGAGCCAAAUAAAGACAAAACUGAGUCAAAAAAGCCUUUUAUGAGGAGCCUUUCAAAUUUGGCGUCUACUCCGUCUAAACUCAAAGCUGUAUUCGGCAAAUCUCAAUCGUUUAAUGAAAAAAUGUCGUCAAAUUCGCCUGGCAAAGCAGAAUCUCCCCGUGCAACUGAAACCCAGCAAACUUUGUCAAGCAUAGAAGAAUUUAUUCAAUCCAAGGAAAUCCCUGUAUUAGAUGUUUGUAUUGAGAAGAGAAUUAAAUGUCACUUUUGUAAAGUUGAUAAAUAUUUCAAUGAAAUAUACCUGCUAAAUUCAGGAAGUAAUACUUGCUCUAAAUGCUUUCAUUCAAUGCAAGAUGAUAGUGACUGGAGAAUGGACAAGGUAGAAAUACCUCUUCCAAAACUUUGCCGCAAAAUUGCUAACCCAGUUUUGCAGAAUGGCACUGGUCAGGAAUUUACCUACAUCUUUGAUUUUAUGAAGGUGCAGGAUAAAAAAACAAACAUAAAUUUCGUACAGCUGGCAGACUUUUCUGGUUCUAUGGAAGAAGGAUUCCGAACGCCAAUGAAUCUGCUGACUAAUUUUGCACAUUUAAAUUUGGAAGAAGCUGAAAGCUCCACAACUGGUGGAACUAAGUCUAGAAAGAGUUUUGCAGGAUUUGAAGGGCUAAAGUUGAAUUUUGACGAUAUUGAUGACCAGCAUGAAAGUAGUGCACCUAGUAACAUCCCUCGACCUAGAAAAUCUAAUGCACAAAGACCAAUGGAAAGACAAGGAGUGUACGUAAUUUUAUUAUAUAGCUACUCUAUUUAG
Meloidogyne enterolobii is the source of this 969-nucleotide messenger RNA. The record is from the annotation of a GenBank genome assembly. NCBI's taxonomy places the organism in Eukaryota, Metazoa, Nematoda, Chromadorea, Rhabditida, Meloidogynidae.